Molecule: messenger RNA, 4617 nt
Organism: Hemicordylus capensis (graceful crag lizard)
Lineage: Eukaryota; Metazoa; Chordata; Lepidosauria; Squamata; Cordylidae
Gene: RAPGEF4
Product: Rap guanine nucleotide exchange factor 4
Exons: 31
Coding region: 286-3363 (1025 amino acids)
Biological process (GO): Ras protein signal transduction; positive regulation of GTPase activity
Cellular component (GO): plasma membrane
Molecular function (GO): guanyl-nucleotide exchange factor activity
Source: RefSeq, a predicted model, not a curated record
GCAGACCCAGCACACGAGACUUGCGGCGCGGGGUAGUGUGUCUGUGGUGCGGGAGGAGGGUGACAGAGAUUGAUGAGCCAGGUGGCUCUGCCUACUGCACAGAGACGGGACGGGGGAGGCAGCCGGAGGCUGGAAGAGCCCAUUCGGGGCAGGGAGGAAGACGCUGCAGGCCGGCUCUAGUGCAGGAGCGGGGGAAAGGGGGACAGCAGAGCAGCCACCCAGCACAGCAGCGACACCACCACCAGCACAGCAGCAGCAGUAGCCGCCUGGGUGAUCUGGGCAAACAUGGUCGCUGCUCACACUUCCCAUUCUUCCUCCUCCAACGAGUGGAUCGCUUGCCUGGAUAAAAGGCCUUUGGAGCGUUCCAGUGAAGAUGUAGACAUUAUUUUCACCCGGCUGAAAGAAGUAAAAGCUUUUGAGAAAUUUAACCCAAAUCUUCUCCAGCAAAUAUGUCUCUGCGGCUACUAUGAAAACCUGGAAAAGGGAAUUACACUAUUUCGUCAAGGUGAUAUUGGAACAAAUUGGUAUGCUGUGCUGACAGGAUCUUUGGAUGUUAAAGUUUCUGAUACAAGCAACCACCAGGAUGCUGUGACAAUAUGCACCUUGGGAAUAGGAACAGCUUUUGGAGAGUCGAUUUUGGAUAACACCCCUCGCCAUGCUACUAUUGUUACAAGAGAAAAUAGCGAGCUUCUUCGAAUUGAGCAGAAGGAUUUCAAGGCACUUUGGGAGAAAUAUCGACAAUAUAUGUCAGGACUUCUGGCUCCUCCUUAUGGUGUUAUGGAAACUGGCUCCAGCAAUGACAGGAUGCCUGACAAGGAGUCUAGUAGUAGUCUCUGCUCAAUCUCUAAAAACUGCAACAAGACUUCUUUCACUGAACAUCACAUGCCGCUACGUGCCACUAAAACUAUUACAGAGGUUCCAUCAGAAAAAAUCCUCAGAGCUGGAAAAGUGUUACGGAACACUAUCCUUUCCCGAGCUCCUCACAUGAUAAGAGAUCGCAAAUAUCAUCUGAAGACAUACAGACAAUGCUGUGUAGGAACAGAACUGGUGGACUGGAUAAUGCAACAAAGUUCAUGUGUUCAUUUACGGACACAGGCUGUUGGCAUGUGGCAAGUUUUGCUGGAGGAAAGGGUUCUCAAUCAUGUUGAUCAGGAACAACACUUCCAGGACAAAUACUUGUUUUAUCGAUUUUUGGAUGAUGAACAUGAGGAUGCCUCAAUGCCAACGGAGGAGGAGAAGAAAGAAUGUGACGAAGAACUACAAGACACCAUGCUCCUGCUCUCUCAGAUUGGACCAGAUGCUCAUAUGAGGAUGAUUCUCAGAAAGCCGCCUGGCCAGAGAACCGUUGAUGACCUAGAAAUCAUCUAUGAAGAGCUUCUGCAUAUUAAAGCGUUAUCUCAUCUCUCAACUACAGUAAAGCGGGAGCUCGCGGGUGUUCUGGUGUUUGAAUCGCAUCCCAAAGCAGGAACUGUCUUAUUUAAUCAGGGAGAAGAAGGAACUUCGUGGUACAUUAUUCUAAAGGGAUCAGUCAAUGUAGUCAUUUACGGAAAGGGUGUGGUAUGUACCCUACAUGAAGGCGAUGAUUUCGGCAAGUUAGCAUUAGUGAACGAUGCUCCAAGAGCGGCUUCCAUUGUUCUUCGUGAAGAUAACUGUCACUUCUUGAGAGUAGACAAGGAAGACUUUAACAGGAUACUCCGGGAUGUCGAAGCAAACACAGUGCGACUCAAGGAACAUGAGCAAGAUGUCUUGGUACUGGAGAAGAUCCCAGCAGGAAACAGGGCUUCCAACCAAGGAAACGCACAGCCUCCUCAACACAAGUACAUUGUGAUGUCAGGAACUCCAGAGAAAAUUUUGGAACACUUCCUAGAAACGAUGCGUCUUGAAUCAACAUUAAGUGAAGGAACGGAUACUGGCAUACAUGAUUUUGUUAUGAUGCACUGUAUUUUCAUGCCAAAUAGUCAACUUUGUCCAGCUUUAAUGGCUCAUUACCAUGCUCAGCCUUCUCAAGGUACAGAGCAAGAAAAAAUGGAUUAUGCCCUAAACAACAAACGGCGAGUCGUUCGCUUAGUUCUGCAGUGGGCUGCUUUGUAUGGAGAUAUUCUGCAAGAGGAUGAAGCAGCAAUGGCCUUUCUGGAGGAGUUUUAUGUCUCUGUGUCAGAUGAUACAAGGAUGAUUACAGCACUCAAAGACCAGCUCCCAGAACUAGAAAAGACUAUGAAACAAAUAUCAGAAGAAGCUAAAGCACCUCAGAAAAAGCACAAAGUUCUUUUGCAGCACUUCAACACGAGCGAUGAAAGAACUCAAAAGCGCCAGCCCAUCAGGGGGAGUGAUGAAAUUUUGUUCAAGGUGUACUGCAUCGAUCACACCUACACCACCAUCCGCAUUCCAGUGAUGUCCUCUGUUAAGGAAGUCAUCAGUGCCAUAGCUGACAAACUGGGCUCUGGAGAAGGCUUGAUAUUAGUCAAGAUGAGCUCAGGAGGAGAAAAGGUGGUACUCAAACCUAAUGAUGUUUCGGUGUUUACAACUCUCAGCAUCAAUGGACGUCUCUUUGCUUGUCCUCGAGACCAGUUUGACUCGCUGACGCCAUUACAGGAACAAGAAGGCCCAUCUGCUGGAACUAUGGGAGCGUUUGAACUCAUGAGCUCCAAAGACUUAGCAUACCAAAUGACAAUUUAUGAGUGGGAACUUUUCAACUGUGUGCAUGAGUUGGAGCUGGUCUACCACACAUUCGGAAGGCACAAUUUAAAAAAAACCACAGCCAAUUUGGAUUUGUUUUUACGGAGGUUUAAUGAAAUCCAGUUCUGGGUAGUCACAGAGAUAUGUCUUUGUUCUCAGCUCAGCAAACGUGUUCAACUCUUAAAGAAGUUUAUUAAGAUAGCAGCUCACUGCAAGGAAUACAAAAAUUUGAAUUCCUUUUUUGCUUUAAUUAUGGGAUUAAGCAACGUUGCAGUGAGCCGCCUCACAAUGACAUGGGAGAAACUUCCAAGCAAGUUCAAGAAGAUCUAUGCAGAGUUUGAAAGCUUAAUGGACCCCUCAAGAAACCACAGAGCCUACAGAUUCACUGUAGCUAAGCUGGAGCCUCCUGUUAUCCCUUUUAUGCCUUUACUUAUAAAAGACAUGACAUUUACUCAUGAAGGGAACAAGACAUUCAUCGACAAUCUAGUAAACUUUGAAAAAAUGCGCAUGAUCUCUAACACCAUCAGAACAGUGAGAUUCUGCCGGAGCCAGACUUUCAAUCCUGAUGCAUCUCUGGCAAAUAAGAACCAUCAGGAUGUCCGAAGUUAUGUACGACAAUUAAGUGUGAUUGACAACCAGAGGACUUUAUCACAGAUGUCACACCGACUAGAGCCACGGCGUGCUUAAAUGGUUCAAGUAAUUACACCUCCCUUUUCUCCAGUACAAGGUCAUUUGUUUAAAAGGCCACCUCUUUCUGCUACUGCACUGCCACUGCAAAUAUAAGCAACAACAGAUUCUAAGAUCAUAGGUAAUUAACGCACAAAAUACCACCAUCUGAGAAAUGACAGAGGAGUUUGGCUGUUAGAGAGAGAAUUCAAUGUAGCUGGGAGGCUGCUGCGUGUCGUAUAUUCUUAGUUAAUUUUGAAGCAUACUAAAAGUCUUGUACAUAAUAGAAAUUGAGAGAGAGCGAGAGCGCGGGAGGGAGAGAGGGAGGGAGAUUCCAAAAGCAAACAGUUUAAAUAGCUGGUGAAAAAUGAACCGAAACCUUCUGCCAUUUCCAAGGAAUGUACAGGUGGGUUCUCUUAUUUAAUAAAAGGAAUUGCAAUGUUUUCUAAUCCAUUAUGAAAUCCAAGCCAAAUUUUGCCAUGGGUUUUGCAUGUUCAGCUCACAUGAACUUCAGUAGCAAAAAAUAACUAAUGGCAGAAAUUAGGAAUUAGGUACAGUAAUAAACUACCAUGGCUUUAGUAUUCAGGGAAUAGUUAAACGCUUUUCCUUGCACGAGAAGUAUAUUUUUAAAAAAAUUAAAGUCAGCUCUUAACCACAUUUGCCUUACAUAGGUAGAGCAGUGUGGCCAUUUAAGUUUACCUUAGGACUGAGUGAGUCUAUAAUACAUAGGUACAUAUUUGUUUACAUUUCAUCACUUCUUUUGGCUUUUCUUUAAAAAGAAAAACUGCCAAUCAGGAUUUUACAAAAUGCCAGUACAAAAGUGAUGCAGUUUUCAAGAAACAGCAUCAAAAGCAGCAAAAAACAACAACAAAACAUUUUCUUCAAAAGGAGCACAAUAUGCACAAAUAUUUCAAGACAUUUUCCUGGACAAUGAAACCUUUGACAUCAGCUACCGUUGUGGCUGAUUAGCUCAUUUUUUUCUGGACGUUAAUCUUUACAAAUUAUGUCCUAAUUUUCAGGAACUGUUUUGCACUUUUAAGUAGGCAGUAUACAGAAAUGUUAAUUCAUUGUGUGUUGUUAUUUAUGUGUUAGUUGUGGCAUAAUAAUUAUUUUUUAUCUAUUUUAGUUAGCAUGUAAUUGAAGUACAAUAUGGUCUUUGUACUUAAGUCUACAUCUCUAGGAAACUAGAAAUGUGUCUCCAAACUAGGAGAAAUGUGUUGUAUGUUUUAUGUAAAUAAAAUGCACUAUCAGAAUUAAAUGUAACUGCCAAGGAAA